AUGGCUCAUCAUUUUCCUUUCAGGGGCAAGAAACAGACCGAUAUGGAGAAAGCAAGGGAGAAUAUCAUAAAUCAAUAUGAUGGCCACCACCAUCGAUCAUCUGGAAUGCGGUUCCGGCAGCCUUCUGCCAACCCGGAAACAAUUGAGGAUCGCAUGCUGGAACUGGAAUAUACUCGCGAUGGGUACGGCAAGAAAAAGUAUCUGAAUCCUAAUGGAGACGAAGACCACGAAAAAUAUACCGACCUGGACACAUACUACAGCUCAAAUAAAGAGUAUCCACGUCGACUUGUUGUGCAGGCGACUCCAGAAACCUAUGAAGGGACCGAUUAUCCCCCUCGUCACUGGAGGCGACGCCACAUUCGUGGGAGAGUCCCAUUCAUCAUCACCCUGGCCGAACUUUGCUUGAACCCGCUUGGCCUUCACCGCUUCGACGGUGUUCGAGUCAACGAAUACGAGAAACAGGGGGAUGAUACGGCUCAAACCCAGGAAAGCUUGAUAUUGAAAAUCAGCAAACAAACCCUGCACUGGAUCAUGUCAAUCCUGCUCACCCUGUCACUAUCGUGGAUUAUUCCAGUUGUGCUCUUUUUCGAGAUUUGUACCACCCCGUGGAAUGACGACGGCACAGCUGAGCCCUACAAAAAGUAUCAGAACGUUCACUGGAACUGGCCUAAGCAUGCAAUGAACCUCCUGGACCAGUCCCCCAAUAAUCAUCAACGGCAGUCAAAGAUAGCCAGUCUUACGAUUCCUCGUCGCUUGGUGGUAAAAGACCGAACUACCAAUCAGUGGGUCUCCAAGAAGACUGAGGACCUUCGUGAUGAAAAGACGGGCAUGCCACAACCCUAUAUUUUCCUGAGUUUUUCGCGGGCCAACUAUCUUGGCAUAAAAACAAAGGAAGAAUUACGGGAGAUGUUGUAUCAAGUGGCUGAACGCAUGAUCCAGUACGAGAACCGUCAUAAAGACCCGCAGGACCCUCCGCUAGAAGCCUUUUGGGUGGACGUCGAUUGUGUUUCGGACGAUAAGAAUAUACCAGGUAACGGUGUCGAAUCAGAAUGCACCCGGGAUAUCAACACGAUUUGCGAUGCGGUCCGCUGCGCGAAGCGAGUAUAUGUAGUCCUCCCCACUGAAAGUGAGAAUGACAAAAGAAUUUGGGGACAGCGGAUAUGGACAUUUCCGGAAGUCCUCCUCGCUGCCAACAGAAUCCGAUACUGUUUUACCCAUUCUGCCUCUAUGUCUUUGUCCACGCCGCAUGAACUCACGCUGAGUGACAUGUACAAUAGCUUCUGGCAGCCCCCCAAGUCAGAUUUGAAUGUGGAUGAACACGAAGACGCCAUAGGCUACCUCAUCAGCCAUUAUACCAAUAGCCUUCAGCUGAGCGAACUGCAAUUGUUCACUUUUGCUGUCCAAGCCAUGGCGAAGCAGACAACUGGCGUCGACACCAUGGGGUACACUGCCAGGGAUAUGGCCUACGCUGCGAUGGGGCUUUUAUCAUAUCGACUUACCCCCAAUGAUUCCGAUAACGUCUUCCAGGCCAUUGCGCGACUAUCCAUCGUGAAUGAUAGCAAUCAGCUGCUUGAGCGUCUCCUCUGUCUGUGGCCGGACCCGAAAAAUCCCACAGUGGAUAUACCGCCUAAACUGGCUUCGACUGGCAGCGAGAGGAUUCUUCGCAACAUUGCAGAUAAAGAUCAAUACGGUACUCAUCUUUGGGACAUCAAACCACUCUGCGAUGUGGUUGGUGUUGGCGGCGAGUUACAUGAGCCCACGGUCAUCGUUGAUCGCUGCCGGGGCAUCCCAAUCCGAUGGAAGGACUUCCCGAAACUGAAUUAUGCCAAAGAGCUCACCGGAAUGAGCACUACUAUCUCACAGACAAUCGUGUAUUUUGGUAUCUUCUUUGCAGGGAGUGGUUUUGCUCUCUUCAUGUCCGCUAUUGCGCUUGCGGUCUCAACCAUUGACUUCAAGGGGCAGCAACCUCAACUAGCAAGUGAUGUGAUGAGAAUCAUCAGAGAAGUAAUUGUGCCUCAGUACCUAGUGGCUAUUGCUUUGUACUUUGGAGUCGCCUGGGUCAUCUCCUGGCUUAGUCCUUGGGCGGUACGAAAGCUCUGCAACGAUGGAGUACAGGGAUGCUCCAGCCACCUUGUCGGAUUCGAAGGCACGAUGCCGUUGCAUGACCUUGAGAAGAUCAUCUACGGUAAUUUCAAUGAUCGCCUGUCGUAUUCGGCCUCAUCAACUGUCUUCUCUGGGAAACUUCGGGACAAUGAGCUCCGAAUGAGCAGGGAACCCCAUGAUCCGAAGUAUUGGAAGAAUUUGUUUCAAGAACUAAAGCUCCCUACCACGCACCGUAUCUUCACUCUCGUGGAUACGGGCGAUAUGACCGUGUCUGUGAUUUCCGCUGAGCGACCACCCGUCGUGGCUUUGAUAUGCGGGCGAGAAGGCGGCAUGCUCCGGGUAUUGCUGUGCAGCUGGCGCUUCGAAAAGAACUGUCUGUACCGUGAGGGUGUCGUUCGCAUGCGCAGCUCGCUUGAAGCACUGGCUACACCUAACGACUGGUUGAAGAUCAGCUUGGCGAGUCAGGGCGAUGUCAACCGUACACGGUUGGACCACCUCAAAAAGGGGCAGUCUUCUACAUCUAACCCUUCUCCUCCUCGUCCGACGGACUGA
Molecule: messenger RNA, 2655 nt
Organism: Penicillium mononematosum
Lineage: Eukaryota; Fungi; Ascomycota; Eurotiomycetes; Eurotiales; Aspergillaceae
Exons: 1
Coding region: 1-2655 (884 amino acids)
Source: RefSeq, a predicted model, not a curated record